Elaeis guineensis (African oil palm) is the source of this 1510-nucleotide messenger RNA. Its product is annotated as methionine aminopeptidase 1B, chloroplastic. Gene Ontology annotation, cellular component: chloroplast. Gene Ontology annotation, biological process: proteolysis. NCBI's taxonomy places the organism in Eukaryota, Viridiplantae, Streptophyta, Magnoliopsida, Arecales, Arecaceae. Gene Ontology annotation, molecular function: metalloaminopeptidase activity. The record is from RefSeq and is a predicted model, not a curated record.
UGUAUUUCGCUCUCCGUAAGCACACCAAAAGUAUCUUAUCCUUGCCCCCGAACUCUGUCUAUUCGUCCCCGAACCCAAAUGAAAGGUUGGAUUUUUCCAUCUGUUUGCCACUGGUCCUGAGCUUGUUUUCUCCCCAAAAUGCCGCUGAGGAGCCCCUUCAGCGGAUCGAGACUCGCAACACCGCUGUCCUCUUCUCCGAGAGACCCUCCUGAGAGGCCCUUCCUCUUCGGUCAGCCUCUCAGAACCUCGUUUUCAAGUGGCCAGGGGAAAUCAGUUGUAUUCAAAAGAGUUGUUGUCAAAUCAAGAAAACUCUCAGGGUUGGAGGAGGCCAUGCGAAUUAGAAGGUUACGGGAGCGUCAAAGUACAGUUAAAGAGAGGAAAAGGCCUUCACUAAGGCGCGGAAAGGUCUCUGCUCCCCUUCCUGUGCCAGAACACAUUCUUAGACCUCCUUAUGUGGGUUCAAACCUACUGCCUGAGAUUUCUAGCGAAUAUCAAGUACAUGAUGAUGAGGGCAUUAUUCGCAUGAAAGCUUCCUGUGAGCUUGCCGCACGUGUUUUGGACUUUGCAGGAACAUUAGUCAGGCCAUCUGUAACAACAAAUGAAAUUGAUAAAGCGGUGCAUGAGAUGAUUGUCCAAGCUGGUGCUUAUCCUUCUCCGCUUGGAUACGGUGGAUUUCCAAAAAGUGUUUGCACAUCAGUAAAUGAGUGCAUGUGUCAUGGAAUACCUGAUUCUCGCCAGCUACGGGAUGGAGACAUAAUAAACAUCGAUGUUACUGUCUACUUAAAUGGCUAUCAUGGGGACACUUCAAAAACAUUUCUGUGUGGGAAUGUUGAUGAACCUACAAAGCAACUUGUGAAGGUAACAGAAGAAUGCUUGGAGAGGGCCAUAUCUGUCUGUAAAGAUGGUGCUAGCUUUAAGAAGAUUGGCAAGAAAAUUAGUGACCAUGCUGAAAGAUACGGCUAUGGUGUCGUAGAGCGUUUUGUUGGCCAUGGUGUUGGAAAAGUAUUUCAUUCUGAACCAAUAAUAUUGCAUCACCGUAAUGAUAAUCCUGGAUUUAUGAUUGAAGGUCAAACUUUUACCAUUGAGCCCAUUCUUACAAUGGGAAGCAUCGAGUGCAUCAUGUGGGAUGAUGGCUGGACUGCACUUACAGCCGACGGCAGCUCUGCCGCACAAUUUGAGCAUACAAUACUAAUCACAAGGACAGGAGCAGAGAUCUUGACAAAAUAUGAAGAUUAACAUAUGGCGUUGCAUUUAUUUGACUGUUAGAGAAACGGAUGUCCAUCUUUCAUAAAAACUUAAACAUUGCACUAUAUUUUUGUAUUGUGGUUAUAUACUUUUUUAUCGUAUAUCAUUGUAUACAGGAAUUCAAUGGUUCCGACCAUGCAUAUAUUAUUCCUGAGUUGCUUAUGUUAACAUCCACAACUAGGAAAAGCCCAAGUAGUGUGUUAAAUGAUCAAUGUAGAAUAUUGAUCGUUUAAUAGAGCAACAAAGUUUGUGAAGUGGUGCAACA